This is a messenger RNA of Triticum dicoccoides, 861 nucleotides long. RefSeq names its product probable E3 ubiquitin-protein ligase ATL44. The coding region runs from base 66 to 689 and encodes 207 amino acids. The transcript has a single exon. The record is from RefSeq and is a predicted model, not a curated record. Lineage: Eukaryota; Viridiplantae; Streptophyta; Magnoliopsida; Poales; Poaceae.
ACGCGCUCGCACCGCACGCACGGCCAGGUCCACAGUCAAAGCAGAGCUGAGCGCCUCGACAGAGAAUGCAGAGCCACACCACACGCGCUCCGGCGAGCCUGCUGCACCGCAGCACGGCUGCCGCAGGCAGCUCUGGCAGGCCUUCUCCGUCGCCUUCGUGGCUGCCGCCGCCUCGGCCCGAGCAGCAGACGGCACUGGUGGUGACCGUGGACUCGGACAUGGUGGUGAUCCUGGCGUCGCUGCUGUGCGUCCUCGGCCUGGCCCUCCUCUCCCGGCGCGCUUGCCGCCGCCGACCCUCCGACCACUAUCCUCCUCCCCCCAAGGGCCUCAAGAGGAAGGCCAUCGACGCGCUCCCCACCGUCUCCUUCUUCGCCGCGGCCGCUUUGUCGUCGUCGCUGGAGUGCGCGAUAUGCCUGGCGGAGUUCGCCGACGGGGAGGCCGUGCGCGUGCUCCCGGGAUGCGGCCACGGCUUCCACGCCGCCUGCGUCGACGCCUGGCUCCGGACACGCGCCACAUGCCCAUCCUGCCGGGCCGCCAUCGUUGCCACACCCAUGCAGAUGCAGGUACAGCCAGCUGCGGCGGCGCCCACCGUGGUAGUCGUUGUGGCAGGGAGUAGCAGGUGCGGGAGAUGUGGCGAGGUGACGGCGCCGGCCGGUGCACGCGCUACCGAUGCCGCGUUCUUGGCUUAGUCAGGUUUGUAGGUACUGUUCUUGUGCUUCAUUUUACCCCGACUCUGCUUUUUAUGAGGUAGCUGUUGUUUGCAGCUCCUCUGUAAAGCAAAACUUGUGGUGUCUAAGAUUUCAGUUUGACUCUAAUGCUAGCUACCGUGGCAUUUGCUCCUAAUAAAAUGACUAGUCCAAG